AUGUUUUUUAUACCAUUAAUAAUAUCUAGUAUUAAAAUUUUCUUUUUUAUAACACCAUUGUUUUGUUUAAUAGCAUCUUCUUUUUUUCUUAAUGUCGAAUCAACUUUAAGUUUUUCUUUAGUUUUAUUAAUAUGUCAAUUAAUAUCGUUAAUAAUCCAAUCAUUUUUUAUAAAGAGUGGUCUUGAAAAUUGGAAUUUAUUAAAGUUUUUACUUGAUAUUCCAAUUUUAGGAUUAUCUUUUUUUAUAUACCCCUAUAUACCAACCACAGCUAUAGAUAUCUAUUAUUUUUGUUUUAAAUAUAUAUUCCCAUUAUUAGUUUUCUCUACCGAGGCAUAUCAAGGAGUAUUAUUAGUUGUCUUUAAAACUAGAUCCAUUAAAAACAAUAUCGCUUAUGGAUCAUCAACAGACUACAUAUUUAAGUCAUCACUAUUAAUAAUAUCAUUCAUAUCAUAUAUCACCUCAAUUUAUUUAAUAUAUGAAAUAUUUUCAUAUAACGAAAUUUCAACUUUAAAUGCAUGUUUAUUAUCAAGUUUAGGUACUUUGAUGAUUUUAUUAAUACCAUAUAUGACAGUAGUUGAAGAAUCAAUAAUAUCAGAUAUUUCAUUAAUCACUUUAAUAAUUUGUUUAAAUUUAUAUUCAUACUUUUUCCAAUUCAACACACAAACAUUAAUUUGUUCAGUUAAUAUUUUUAAAUCAUUAUCAUAUUUAAUCACAUUAUUUUUAAUAUCAUAUCCAUUAAUAAAUAGAGACAGCGAUGAUAAUGUUGAUGAAGAUUCAGACUCUAUAAUUUAUAAAUUAAAAAACAAAUUUAUUUCUAUUGGUUUAGUAAUUGGGUUAACCUAUUUGCCAUUGUCCAUGGUUGGUGUUAUUUCAAAUAGUAAUUUAUUAUUUAGGUAUAUUCAAGGUGUUGUUACAGUAUUAUUAUAUUUUGGUUUAUUAUCAAACAAGUCAUUAGAUGAUUAUGAUGGAUCCUUUAAAUUUAAAUAUGAUUAA
Dictyostelium purpureum is the source of this 993-nucleotide messenger RNA. RefSeq lists its product as uncharacterized. Lineage: Eukaryota; Evosea; Eumycetozoa; Dictyosteliales; Dictyosteliaceae. The coding region runs from base 1 to 993 and encodes 330 amino acids. The transcript has 3 exons. The record is from RefSeq and is a predicted model, not a curated record.